AUGGCUCCUGUCGAUGAUGUUAGCGUGAUCAACAGAUUGAAGGAGUUGAUCCUUGAUCUAAUUCGCCUUCUGUACGGUUCCAGGUUCACUAUUGACUGCACUUUUAGUGUAAAUGUCAAUUAUACCCGCACCGGAUACCAUCCUGUAGCCUUAGUCGCCAUUCCUGUGGAUAUUCAUCACGAGUACGAGUUGCUAGACGAAGGCGAGAUGGGAGCGAGUGAGCAGCAGGCGUUGGAGCUGUUUUAUCGCAGGUGGCGGGAGCAUGCCGAGCAGAUGGCCGGGGGAAUGUUGUAUCUUCCAUCGCCUUUCUCGUAAGGGCAUCUGAGAACCUUCUGGUCCUUUUGGCAAGGCUUGCUUCAUCGUUUCAAAUCCUUGACCGCCUUCACGGUGGACCAUUCCACUGCUCUCCUGACCUUUACUCUCGAUUGUAUGAUCUUCAAAGGCCACACAACUGUCUACUUUGUAUGCAGAAAGUUGAAUCGAGCCCAAGC
Molecule: messenger RNA, 491 nt
Organism: Dothidotthia symphoricarpi CBS 119687
Lineage: Eukaryota; Fungi; Ascomycota; Dothideomycetes; Pleosporales; Dothidotthiaceae
Exons: 3
Coding region: 1-315 (104 amino acids)
Source: RefSeq, a predicted model, not a curated record